AUGGCCAAGCGGAGCUCGCUGUUCAUACGGGUCGUGGAGGGGAAGCACUUGCCAGCUAAGGACAUCACGGGCAGCAGUGACCCUUACUGCAUCGUGAAAAUCGACAAUGAAGCGAUCAUCAGGACGGCCACGGUCUGGAAGACGUUAUCCCCAUUCUGGGGGGAGGAAUAUGAGGUCCAUCUGCCUCCCACCUUCCACAGCGUCUCCUUUUACGUGAUGGAUGAAGAUGCACUCAGCCGCGACGAUGUUAUCGGGAAAGUCUGUGUCACUCGGGACGUGCUGACUGCGCAUCCGAAGGGCUACAGUGGCUGGCUGAACCUGACCGAAAUCGAUCCCGACGAGGAGGUGCAGGGGGAAAUCCACCUCCAGAUCGAGCUCCUGGGCAGCGACGCGGCGAGGAAGCUGCGCUGCAGCGUGUUUGAAGCCAGGGAUUUGGCUCGGAAAGACCGGAACGGCGCUUCCGAUCCCUUCGUCAGAGUUCGCUACAACAGCAAGACCCAGGAGAGCUCGGUGGUCAAGAAAUCCUGCUACCCCCGCUGGAACGAGACCUUUGAGUUUGACCUGGACGAGUCAGCCACAGAGAAGCUCUGCAUUGAGGUGUGGGACUGGGAUCUCGUCAGCAGGAACGACUUCCUGGGGAAGGUGGUGUUUAAUAUCCAGGGGUCACAGACCAUUCAGCAAGAGGAAGGAUGGUUCAGGCUGAGGCCAGAUAAAUCCAAGCCCAGAGUGGAUGAAGGCAACCUGGGCUCCCUGCAGCUGCAGGUGAGGCUUCGAGAUGAGACGGUGCUGCCAGGCAGUUACUACCAGCCUCUGGUCCAGCUGCUGUGCCAAGAAGUAAAAGCGGGGCCCAAGCAAGAUGGGAAGCUUUGCUUAAUCACCCUGAUCGACGAAACCACGACGGCGGAGUGCAGGCAGGAAGUGGCCAUCAACCUCGUCAAGCUCUUCCUAGGCCAAGGCUUGGCCACAGAGUUCCUGGAUCUCCUCUUCAAGCUGGAGCUGGAUAAAACGGAUGAGCCAAACACGUUAUUCCGGAGCAACUCCCUGGCCUCGAAGUCGAUGGAAUCCUUUCUGAAGGUGGCAGGGAUGCAGUAUUUGCACAGUGUCCUGGGGCCGACAGUGAACCGAGUGUUUGACGAGAAGAAGUACAUCGAGUUGGAUCCCAGCAAGGUGGAGAUUAAAGAGGUCGGGUGCUCCGGGCUCCAUCGGAUCCAGACGGAGAGCGAGGUGAUCCAGCAGAGCACCCAGCACCUGCAGUCCUACCUGACCGACCUGCUCAUCACCAUUGCCAAGUCGGUGAGGACGUGUCCCGCCACCAUCCGCGCCACCUUCAGGCAGCUCUUCAAGCGGGUCGAGGAGCACUUCCCGGAGAACAAACACAAGAACGUGAAGUUCAUUGCCGUCACCAGCUUCCUCUGCCUCCGCUUCUUCUCUCCUGCCAUCAUGUCCCCCAAGCUCUUCCACCUGCGGGAGAAACAUGCAGAUGCCCGCACCAGUCGGACCCUGCUGCUCCUAGCCAAGGCUAUCCAGACCGUGGGGAACAUGGACGCUGCGGCCAGCCGGGCCAAGGAAGGCUGGAUGGCCCCUCUGCAGCCCACCAUCCAGCAGAGCAUCUCCCAGAUGAAGGAGUUCAUCACCAAGCUCAUAGACAUCGAGGAGAAGGAAGAGGUGGACCAGCCGAAGGCACAGACACUGGUUGUGAAGGAGGGGCCUUUAUUCAUCCACAAGAGCAAAGGCAAAGGGCCGCUGCUGUCAUCUUCCUUUAAGAAACUCUACUUCUCACUGACGAGCGAGGCCCUCAGCUUUGCCAAGACGCCCAACUCCAAGAAAAGCUCCUUCAUCACCCUGUCCAACAUCCGGGCGGCCGAGAAGGUGGAGGAGAAAAGCUUUGGCAGCUCCCAUGUGAUGCAGAUCAUCUAUGCUGAUGAGGCGGAGCAGUUGGAGAUGGCCUAUCUGCAGUGCAAGUGCGUCAAUGAGCUGAACCAGUGGCUCUCGGCCCUGAGGAAAGUCUGCGUUAACAACGCCGAGAUGCUGGGCUCCUAUCACCCGGGAGUGUUCAAAGGAGACAAAUGGAGCUGCUGCCACCAAAAGGCUAAAACAGGUUUGGGAUGUGAUCAAACCCGGCACGGAGUCACUCUGCAGGAAUGGAAUGACCCCCUGGAUCCAGAUCUAGAGUCUCAGUUAAUUUUUAGACACCUGUUUGGAGUUAGAGACUUAAUGAGGGAAAAGUAUCUGGAGAUGUUGACGGAGAAAAAUGAAAACGUUCUUCUGCGCCAAAGUGGAGACCCUGAAAAUGUGGACGGACCCACAAGGCUAUUCCAGGUGCUGCAGGACAUCGAAGACGCCCAUCACACAGCCGUCUUCAGCUCAGGCACCCUAGCUGACCGGGACAGAAACUGCCUCCUGGAGCUGCAGACGUGA
Messenger RNA from Emys orbicularis (European pond turtle), 2418 nucleotides. RefSeq names its product ras GTPase-activating protein 4-like. The transcript is spliced from 22 exons. NCBI's taxonomy places the organism in Eukaryota, Metazoa, Chordata, Testudines, Emydidae. Gene Ontology annotation, biological process: regulation of GTPase activity; intracellular signal transduction. The record is from RefSeq and is a predicted model, not a curated record. Bases 1 to 2418 code for a protein of 805 amino acids.